AAGACAUCUUGAAAAAAAAGGCCGAGGCUUGGUGGGAGAAGAAGCAUGGCGUUGGCAACGAACCAGAUGAUGUCUCUCUUUGUCUUAGCUAUUGGUAUUAAUGAGUGACAAAUCCCAAAAUGGAGCGAAAGGUGUGAUACUGGCGGUGGGGCUAGGGUCGGCUGCAAGCGCAAGGGCGUGCCCUCAGUACUGUCUGGACGUGGACUACGUGACGUGCCCUUUUUCCGGCAACGAGGAGCUUCCUUCGAGAUGCAACUGCUGCAUGGCUCCUAAAGGGUGCACCCUCCACCUCUCCGAUGGCUCUUCCAUCCACUGUCCCUAACCCACUUGGACCCUCUUUAUGCUUUCAUGAACCCCAUCUUCAUAUCAUAAAUUAAAUAAAGUAGAUUGGGGUCGGACUGUGUUUCCAUUUGCUACGGCAUCUCAAGUCUAGAGCCCUUGUUGCUCUGAGUAAAAUGGCGUGUCAUCAUCAUCAUCAUCUUUGUUUUGUUGA
Molecule: messenger RNA, 493 nt
Organism: Tarenaya hassleriana
Lineage: Eukaryota; Viridiplantae; Streptophyta; Magnoliopsida; Brassicales; Cleomaceae
Product: proteinase inhibitor PSI-1.2
Exons: 2
Coding region: 101-322 (73 amino acids)
Molecular function (GO): serine-type endopeptidase inhibitor activity
Source: RefSeq, a predicted model, not a curated record